Momordica charantia (bitter melon) is the source of this 3345-nucleotide messenger RNA. RefSeq names its product Tetratricopeptide repeat (TPR)-like superfamily protein. The record is from RefSeq and is a predicted model, not a curated record. Gene Ontology annotation, biological process: RNA modification. Gene Ontology annotation, molecular function: zinc ion binding; RNA binding; protein binding. NCBI's taxonomy places the organism in Eukaryota, Viridiplantae, Streptophyta, Magnoliopsida, Cucurbitales, Cucurbitaceae.
CUCUCUCUCUCCCUCUCGGCGGCGAUCCGCUUUCUUUCCACCCCUCUCUUUUAUUUGCCCUUUUCACCACAAAUUUAUAGAGAAACCUAGGCGCCAAUAAGGAGUUACUUAUGUUCAAUAUAUACUUACAAACUUCGAACUCUUUCACUGAGCGCUAUUUUCAUUUCAGGUACCCUGUUUUUAUCCGUUACAUCUGCAACAUUGUGAAUUAUUCGUCAAAUCUUGUGUCCAAUCAGCUUCUAAGUGAGUUAUCUAAAGAUGGUCGAGUUGAUGAUGCUCGUAAGUUGUUUGAUAAAAUGCCUCACCGGGACAAGUAUUCAUGGAAUAUUAUGAUUUCUGCUUAUGCUAAUAAAGGAAAUUUAGUUGAAGCUCGUAAGCUUUUCCAUGAAACUCCCACUAAAAAUUCUAUCACUUGGUCAUCCCUCGUAUCUGGUUAUUGCCGACAUGGGUGUGAAGUUGAAGGCCUGAGGCUGUUCAGCCAAAUGUGGAGCAAGGGGCAGAAGCCGAGUCAAUACACAUUGGGCAGUGUUUUAAGAGCAUGUUCAACCAUGGGUUUGCUUCAUGGUGGCAAAAUGAUUCAUUGCUAUGUAAUAAAGAACCAACUAGAAGCUAAUAUCUUUGUUGCCACUGGUCUUGUUGACAUGUAUUCCAAGUGUAAGUGUCUUCUGGAAGCCGAAUACCUCUUUUUAUCGUUGCCUGAUCGGAGAAACUAUGUUCUAUGGACUGCUAUGCUCACUGGUUAUGCGCAAAAUGGUGAUAGUUUGAAGGCAAUUCAGUGUUUUAAGGAGAUGAGAAUACUAGGAAUAGAUUCUAACCAAUUCACAUUUCCCAGCAUAUUGACAGCAUGUGCAGCAAUUUCAGCCUAUACUUUUGGUCUGCAGGUACAUGGAUGUAUUGUUUGGAGUGGUUUUGGUGCUAAUGUAUUUGUUCAAAGUGCAUUAGUUGAUAUGUAUGCUAAAUGUGGAGACUUGAAUAGUGCGAGAAUGGUCCUAGAUAUCAUGGAAAUUGACGAUGUUGUGUGCUGGAAUUCAAUGAUUGUUGGGUGUGUGGCACAGGGAUAUACAGAGGAAGCUCUAGUUUUGUUCCACAAGAUGCAUGAUCGAGAUAUGAGAAUUGAUGAUUUCACAUUUCCGUCUAUUUUGAAUUCUUUGGCUUCUUGUGGGGACCUGAAAAAAGGAGAAUCUGUUCAUUCUCUUAUUAUUAAAACUGGAUUUGACGCUUGCAGAACUGUGAGCAAUGCUCUUGUUGACAUGUAUUCUAAACAAGGAAACUUGGGUUGUGCAUUUGAGGUUUUCAAUAAGAUACCAGACAAGGAUGUAAUAUCUUGGACCUCCCUGGUCACGGGAUAUGUUCACAAUGGUUUCCAUGAAAAAGCCCUCAAGUUAUUUUGUGACAUGAGAAUUGCAGGGGUUGCUCUGGACCAAUUCGUAGUGGCCUGUGUUUUUAGUGCUUGUGCUGAGCUGACUGUUAUAGAGUUUGGUCGACAAGUUCAUGCAGAUUUUAUCAAAACCAGCGUUGGAUCAUUGUUAUCUGCAGAGAAUUCUCUCGUAACAAUGUAUGCCAAAUGUGGAUGUUUAGAAGAUGCAACUAGAGUCUUUGAUUCAAUGCUAAAUCGGAACGUCAUAUCAUGGACUGCCAUAAUAGUUGGUUAUGCGCAGAAUGGGAGAGGGAAGGACUCUCUUCAUUUCUAUGAUCAGAUGAUAAUUAAUGGCAUAAAGCCAGACCCUGUUACUUUUAUUGGGUUGUUAUUUGCUUGUAGCCAUGCAGGUCUUGUGGAAACUGGCCGCUCUUACUUUGACUCAAUGGAAAAAGUUUAUGGAAUAAAGCCAGCUCCUGAUCACUAUGCUUGCAUGAUUGAUCUAUUGGGACGUGCUGGAAAACUCAGCGAGGCGGAGGAUUUAUUAAAUCAAAUGGAGGUUGAACCCGAUGCAACCUUAUGGAAGUCAUUACUUUCUGCAUGUAGGGUUCAUGGGAACUUAGAACUUGGAGAAAGGGCAGGGAGAAACCUCAUUAAGUUGGAACCCUUGAAUUCGCUGCCUUAUGUUUUAUUGUCCAAUAUGUUCUCUGUGGCUGGUAGAUGGGAAGAUGUAGCACAAAUUCGAAAAUUGAUGAAAACAAUGGGUAUCAACAAGGAGCCUGGAUGUAGUUGGAUUGAAAUGAAGAGCCAAGUGCAUACUUUUAUAUCUGAAGAUAGAAGCCACCCUAUGACGGUGGAAAUAUAUUCUAAGAUUGAUGAAAUGAUGAUCUUAAUAAAGGAAGCUGGGUACGUUCCAGAUAUGAACUUCGCAUUACGUGACAUGGAUGAAGAGGGUAAGGAACGUAGUCUAGCAUUCCACAGCGAAAAGUUGGCUAUUGCAUUUGGACUUCUCACAGUCCCAAAAGGAGCACCCAUUCGAAUUUUCAAAAAUCUCAGGGUAUGUGGGGAUUGCCACUCAGCAAUGAAAUAUAUAUCUGGUGUUUUCAGCAGGCAUAUUAUUUUGAGAGAUUUAAAUUGUUUCCAUCACUUCAAAGAGGGAAAAUGUUCCUGUGGAGACUAUUGGUAGAGUGUUCAGCUUCUUGAUUUAUUGUAUCUUUGAGACUCUUCCUUGAGGAAAGAAAACUACCGAUUCCUUGUGGAUACCUCACAAAGUUGUCCUAUUGGCACAAAUCAAGCAAGAUAAGAACAGUGCACGUAAUAUCCCCGAUCAUGACGAGAAUUAAAUCCUCUGUAUUGUAAAAAAAAAGAGGUGUUUCUGGACUCUCUUCCUUCUCUACUAGAUGGAGGAGAUACAAAUUCCAUUCAAGUGGAUAGGGCAUGACUUGACCAUGUCUCCCUCAUUGUUCUAAAUUGAAAAUUCUACCAGAUAGAAGAAGCUUUUGAGAGUCAGAAAUAGAACCUGACCUCCAGCCAUCCGGGCCGCUCUACGUCCCAGGAAAAACCUGGACUCCCAAACAGGUAGUCUCCAACAUACCAUUCAAUAUAAGUACAGAUGUAAUUAAACAACUUCUUCCGAUGGGAGGCAUUUUACCCGAAGUUGUUCUUUUACUCCAGGGUGCUCGUGUUCGCCCAAGGCCCAAAUUCGAGAGACAUCAAUGAUUUUUUAUAUUAAGCUCAUCGAAAAGUUCGAACUUGAGACCUCUAAACCAAUAUGAUCAAGAGACCCCAAGUCCUUACCAACUGGGAGGAGAGGACUCUACGCUUACUCAUUUCUGUGAUAUCAUCAAUCAUUUUUGUGACUACUGCUAAUUUGUUUUAACUAUCGGGAGGAGACGGCUCUUCUCUUUGCUUAGUGGAAUCACCUCCGAGGACAUCUGAAUAUCGACUCAUCAAUAUUUUUGUUAAUUUCUAUUAUGGUAUUCCACAAA